UAAUGUGUAUUGGAAACAUAUUAGAAAUUUAGAUUAGAUAUGGUACAAGUCUUUUUGAAAAUUUAAAGUUUUGGAUUCUUUCGUAUAUCCAUUUAAGUAUGAGCUCAGUUUGGGUGAAAUUCGUAAACUAAAAUACUGUAAACAAAAUCCAUUCGGUAAUAAUGUCGGGCUCGGAUCAGUUCUGAUAUCCUUUUUAUUGGGUCGGGUUGGAUUUUCGGGUUUGGUUUUUUUCCCAGCCCUAGUCGUGAAUGUCCGUGUCCCUCUUCAGGUCUCACGCAACCUCCACGCUAAAGGAUCGGAAUCAGGAAUAUUCUCGCCGCCGCCGAUGUCUCUGAGGAUAAAACUAGUGGUGGAUAAGUUUGUGGAGGAGCUCAAGCAAGCUCUUGACGCUGAUAUUCAAGAUCGGAUCAUGAAGGAGAGGGAGAUGCAGAGCUAUAUCGAGGAGCGAGAGCGCGAAGUCGCUGAGCGAGAAGCCGCCUGGAAAGCCGAGCUCUCUCGCCGCGAGACGGAGAUUGCUAGGCAGGAAGCCAGGUUGAAGAUGGAGAGGGAGAAUCUGGAGAAGGAGAAGAGCGUUCUCAUGGGGACCGCGUCGAAUCAGGAUAAUCAAGACGGUGCUCUCGAGAUUACUGUCAGUGGUGAGAAAUAUCGGUGUCUUCGAUUCUCCAAGGCCAAGAAAUGAGUCUUCUUAGGGCACACAAGGAUGAUAUGUUAUACUCCUUUUUCAUUAGCAAUUAGAUAGGGACAAGAUUUGUUCUUUGUUUAUUAUGAUGAAACAUGGAAAAGGAAUUGUUGAAACUAUGCUAGGUUUGUGUAAUUGAUUUCAAUGAAGAAAAAUUAGUGUGUUUCCGCAAACGAAGUUCUAUGAUCACUUUAUAGUGAUUCUUGCUUUGUUUUGUUUGAUUGAUGUGUCUGUUAUACCAUACAUUUUUGAGGUACUCUGUACCUGGUUUCAUGUUUCUUGCUGGUUGCUAAAUCUCUGUACUUGGGGCCUUUCUAGUGGAACAAAAUGAAG
Molecule: messenger RNA, 1012 nt
Organism: Eruca vesicaria subsp. sativa (arugula)
Lineage: Eukaryota; Viridiplantae; Streptophyta; Magnoliopsida; Brassicales; Brassicaceae
Source: the annotation of a GenBank genome assembly